CUCGUGGGCGGAGCUUGUGUGGGGACGGCCGGAGCGUGUCCCAAGCCUCCGUCUCCUAGGCCAGAGUCGUGAGGAAGGGAGCGAAAGCAGCUGGGAGGCCGCGGGUCCUCGCCGGGUGUCCUGCCGGGUGUCCUGAGCCGCCGCCAUGGGCAUCAAGUUUUUAGAAGUUAUCAAACCUUUCUGUGCAGUUCUACCAGAAAUUCAGAAGCCUGAAAGGAAAAUUCAAUUUAGAGAGAAGGUACUAUGGACAGCUAUAACACUCUUCAUUUUCUUAGUAUGCUGUCAGAUUCCACUGUUUGGGAUCAUGUCAUCGGAUUCUGCAGAUCCCUUCUACUGGAUGAGAGUUAUUCUUGCAUCCAACAGAGGAACAUUGAUGGAAUUGGGUAUUUCCCCAAUUGUAACAUCUGGUUUGAUCAUGCAGUUGUUAGCUGGAGCCAAAAUCAUUGAAGUUGGAGAUACACCCAAAGAUAGAGCUCUGUUCAAUGGAGCCCAGAAAUUAUUUGGUAUGAUCAUUACCAUUGGGCAAGCCAUUGUGUAUGUCAUGACGGGCAUGUAUGGGGACCCUGCAGAAAUGGGUGCUGGGAUCUGCCUCCUUAUCAUUAUACAGUUGUUUGUUGCUGGUUUGAUUGUGCUGCUGUUAGAUGAGCUGCUACAGAAGGGUUACGGCUUGGGGUCUGGUAUUUCCCUCUUUAUUGCCACCAACAUCUGUGAAACCAUUGUCUGGAAGGCCUUUAGUCCCACUACCAUUAACACUGGCAGAGGUACGGAGUUUGAAGGUGCAGUCAUAGCUCUAUUUCAUUUGUUGGCCACCAGGACAGACAAAGUCCGAGCCUUGAGGGAGGCCUUCUAUCGGCAGAACCUCCCCAAUCUCAUGAAUCUCAUCGCCACAGUUUUCGUGUUUGCUGUUGUCAUAUAUUUUCAGGGGUUUCGUGUGGACUUGCCCAUUAAGUCGGCCCGGUAUCGCGGACAAUACAGUAGCUAUCCCAUCAAGCUCUUCUAUACAUCGAAUAUUCCCAUAAUUCUCCAGUCUGCCCUAGUGUCAAACUUGUAUGUCAUUUCCCAGAUGCUGUCUGUUCGAUUUAGUGGCAACUUCUUAGUAAACUUACUAGGACAGUGGGCCGAUGUCAGUGGGGGAGGACCUGCUCGUUCUUACCCUGUUGGAGGCCUCUGCUACUACCUGUCUCCUCCCGAGUCCAUGGGUGCCAUAUUUGAGGAUCCUGUCCACGUAGUUGUAUAUAUCAUCUUCAUGUUGGGAUCAUGUGCAUUCUUUUCUAAGACAUGGAUAGAAGUGUCUGGUUCGUCAGCCAAAGAUGUGGCUAAGCAGCUGAAAGAGCAGCAGAUGGUGAUGAGAGGCCACAGAGACACCUCCAUGGUCCACGAGCUGAACAGGUAUAUCCCCACAGCAGCUGCCUUUGGGGGUUUGUGCAUUGGUGCCCUGUCGGUAUUAGCAGACUUCCUUGGGGCCAUUGGCUCUGGCACUGGGAUUCUACUUGCAGUCACUAUUAUUUAUCAGUAUUUUGAAAUAUUUGUUAAGGAACAGGCUGAAGUUGGAGGGAUGGGUGCUUUGUUUUUCUAAAUGUUCAUAUAUUUCUUUGCGUGUGUGAAAGGGAAAAUAUUUUGACAUACUGUUUCUGUCAAAUAAGGCGGAUUCCCUUUUUUUCCCUAAGUCUGUUGUUUUUAGUGCUAAUUGUCCCAUUUCUGAAAUGGGCACCAAGCUAAGCCUGUGUGCAGCAUUAGUACCAGCUGCCUUAAAACUGAAGUUUACAUUAUUUGUUGGCACCGUCCAUCUAGUGUUGCCCGUGAUGCUGGGAUGCAGUGUAUCUGCUUAGCUGUUGGUUAGACAGCAAGACAGUGACAUGGACUAGCUUUGCACACAACAUUCAGAACACUGAAUAUUCCCUUGUUUAAAAAUAAACAGUGCAAAUUGCCACUUUCCAGUAUUUUUGAGCUUCCCUAAUGAGUUACGGAGCAUUUAUAUCUAAUGUAUAUUUUAGAUAAUUUUUAUACUUUUUUAACUCAUCGUAUCCAUGUUCUUGACCUUCCCUCACCAGCCCCAACCCCUCUUUAUUUGUCCUAUCUCCAAACUGCCACUCAGCCUGGAUGGGCAAUAGUCAAACAUCGAAGUUAUUUCUGUCACUGGAAACAACUGUUUCUAAUUCCUCCUGCUUUUCAUUCUUCUUCUCCCAGUGACAGCUAUGAGUGCUGUGCAGCUGCACUGGCUCUGCCUUCUCCUUCCAGCACUCAGUGUAAUGACCAUUAGUAUUCUCCUUUCCCCAAGCAGUGUCUGUAGUUGAGUGGAAGUGAACAAUGAAUUCAAACUAGGACUUUGUCUCUUACAUGCAUAGCAGGACCCAAACGUAAACAGUAGACAAUAAAGUUUUAUUUAAUAAAACUGUUGCAGUUGUGUUGGAAAAAUAAAGAGAUGCGGUAUU
Messenger RNA from Microtus ochrogaster (prairie vole), 2432 nucleotides. RefSeq names its product SEC61 translocon subunit alpha 2 (gene Sec61a2). The record is from RefSeq and is a predicted model, not a curated record. Lineage: Eukaryota; Metazoa; Chordata; Mammalia; Rodentia; Cricetidae. Gene Ontology annotation, biological process: protein transport. Gene Ontology annotation, cellular component: membrane.